AAAAUGUUAAAAAUGAAAGCUACAAAGCCAAAACAAUGAAAAUUAGAUGAUUCUGAUGAAAUGAUGGACAUCUCAGUUGUGGCUGAGAGAGGUAGCGGGAGCUUCUCUCGCCCUAGCGACCUCAUCACUGAGCAUGAUCAGAGUCCGAGCAGAUGGAGGGAUAUUAAUCCUCUUGAUACUUGUACGACUAAGAAAUCUAAGACUCAAAUGACUAAAAACCUAUCGGUGACUAACUUCAAUGAUAUUCCAAGAGAAACUAAUGUGCUGUUUAAGAACCUUAACAAAGAACUUGAAGAGUACUAUGACAGAUCUACAUACGGCAAGAUCUGACUCAAUCCUAACCCAAUGUCUGAAUACAAAGAAGCUUCCCCUAAUUUCAGAUUGCUGGCUAAGACCAGAAUUAGCAAGAACGCAACACUGUUGCGAGAUUUCUUGCAGAACAAGUUCAAAGGGAGAAAUUCACAGGAAAGAUACUCUGAUAUUGCUAACCUAUAUCACUCAAAAGAAGUCACUAAGUCUACAAGUUGUAGCAAUCUUUUCCAGAGAAGAGCUACUCAAAUGUGCCCUUUUGUUAAGAGAAUUGAUAUCUUGAAUGAUGACGAUUCUUGUCUACAAGAACCAGAGCCAAAAGAAUCUAAAGAGCAUAAAGAAUGGGACAAGGAGAAUCUGAUGAAGAAGUUUCAAAGUGAAUGGCGUAAAGCUGGAUCUUUCAAUGAAAACUGAGAAGAAGAUACUGAUGAGUCAUUAGAAGCAAAGAUAAAGCAGAGGCUGGCUAGGAUGCAUUCUAAUGGAAAAUUCUUGAGUGGCAAGAAUAAAUGGAACAAGAAGAUGACUCAUGCUUUGCUGAGAGAGAAGAAUGGCUCUACUGUGCAAGUGAGUAAACUAAUUUCGUUGAGAAGUGGAAAAUUUAGAAGAGAAUCGCAGGGAAGCAAAAGAAUUAAAGCUAAUAAGUCAUUUACUAAGAUUAAAAAGACACACUCAAAAGUGAGAUUGUUGGUGCAUCCUACUUCUCAAAAGAAGCCCUCUCGAUAUCCUUUCAAAAUCUCUAAUCAAACUCAAAAAUCACAAAAUCAAGCCUCAAGCAUCCCCAAGUCCCUAAAACCCUCAAACUCAAGCUUACUCACCCAAAAGGCCAUCCUUGAGUACCUAAACACCUCAAAGAAGUACAAAAAGACAUCUCCAGCCCUCACCACAAAAUACAUGUUCAAAAUCUCAAAAAUCCUCGAAGCCCACAAGCAUCCCCUCUAAUUCUCACUAACCUUCAACCUCCCUGA
Moneuplotes crassus is the source of this 1274-nucleotide messenger RNA. The record is from the annotation of a GenBank genome assembly. NCBI's taxonomy places the organism in Eukaryota, Ciliophora, Spirotrichea, Euplotida, Euplotidae.